AUGAGAAUUCUCGGUAUUAAAGACGCAAAAAUUAAUGACACCGCUUUGGAAGUGCACUUUGAUAAUGAAAAACUCGUAACAUUCGAGGACUGCUGGUUAAGAGAUCACUGCAGGUGUUCAGAAUGCUUCGUCACCAACACAAAUCUAAGGGCCAACCACCUAUUAGAAUUAUCAGAUGCCACCUUGAAGAGCGUUUCUGUCAACGGUUCCGAACUUCAAGUAACUUGGUCUGACAAUCACGAAUCAGUCUAUGACGCGGAAUUUCUGAUAGAAUUUGAUUUAAAGACGUGGGUAGACCGCAGAAGAAUCCACCCUGUCCUAUGGAGAGGGGAUGAGAUCGCUACUAAAGUCGGCAGAAUCUCUGCGGACAAAUUCCUCAACACAAAACAGGGGGCUAAGAUUAUCUUCCAAUCAAUAUUGGACUAUGGUGUUGCUUUUAUAGAUCAAGUGGAACCAACUCUUGAAGCAACAGCAGUAGUCUCCGAGGGUUUGGGUGGAAUCCAGAAAACCUUAUUCGGAGAUAUGUGGGACAUCAAAGUGGACGAAUCUCUCAACGACACGGCUUUUAUGAGUAUUGCUCUACCUCAACACACGGAUCUUUCGUCCUUCACCGACCCAGCUGGCUUACAACUACUCCACUCCCUAGAACACACGAAUGGACAAGGUGGCGAAACAGUUCUCGUUGAUGGAUUUUACGCAGCAGCCAAACUAAAGGAAGAACAUCCAAAGGACUAUGAAUUCCUGACGAAGUUCCCAGUGGAGGCUGAAUACAAGUUCAACGGACACUCAUUCAGACAUGGAGCACCAGCUAUUGAGUUAGACAUGAUUACACAGGACGUUAGACAAGUCAGAUUCAAUUCCUUCGAUCGCUCUCCGAUGGCGUUCGCGAACGGUGAAGAUUGCAGAGCGUAUUAUCGCUCCUUGAAACACUUCGCUGAGUACAUUGAAAACAAGAAGAACCACUGGCAAUUCAAACUGCAACCAGGCGUGGUCAUGGUGUUCGAUAACUUCAGACUGCUCCAUGGAAGAACUGGUUUCACAGGCAAGCGAGUUCUGGGUGGCACCUACGUCUCCAGAACUAACUGGAUGGACAAAGCCCGCGCCUUGGGGUCAGACGAUCACGAAUCUACCUACGAUGUGGAGUUCUUAUCGCAAUUCGAUUACGAGAAGUGGAGCGAAAGUCGUAGAACCAAACCAUAUCCGUGGCGCGGGACGGAUAUCGUGGAGAAAGUUGCAAAAGUUCCAGUCAACAAAUUCCUCAAUACCGACGAGGGCGCAAAGGCCGUGUUCCAGUCCCUGCUGAGUUAUGGCGUCGCGUUUAUUGAUGGGGUAGAACCAACACUUGCAUCUACUGAGGUUGUAUGCAGGGCAAUGGGGGGGAUACAACACACCUUGUUCGGUGGUAUGUGGGAAAUUAGACCUGAACCUGGAGUGAAUGACACAGCAUAUAUGAAUGUUGGUCUCCCUCAGCACACGGAUUUGUCUUCAUUCACUGAACCAGCUGGUCUCCAAGUAUUUCACUGUCUCCAACACGAUGGCACGGGAGGGGAGAGUGUUAUAUCUGAUGGAUUUUACGCAGCGAACAAAUUGAAGGAAAGUCAUCGUGAGGACUAUAACUUCUUGACGACAUUCGACGCGGAAGCCGAAUACGUCUUUAAUGAUCAUCAUUUCAGAUAUUCCGCACCGAUGAUAGAGCUCGACAAUUUUGGAGAUCUUAAACAGAUUAGGUUCAAUACGUACGAUCGAUCUUCCAUAGCGUUUAAAAAUGGCGACCAAUGCAACGCGUACUAUCAAGCAUUGAGGAACUUUGCGAAAAUCAUUGAGGACCCAAAAAAUCAUUGGCAGUUCAAAUUAAAACCAGGUUUAGUUAUGGUGUUCGACAACUUCAGAGCUCUUCACGGCAGGACUGAAUUUACUGGAAUGCGAGUGAUAGCUGGCAGUUACGUGGCGAGAACUGAUUGGUUAGACAGAGCGCGCACGUUGAAAUUGAUCAAAUGA
Leptosia nina is the source of this 1998-nucleotide messenger RNA. The record is from the annotation of a GenBank genome assembly. NCBI's taxonomy places the organism in Eukaryota, Metazoa, Arthropoda, Insecta, Lepidoptera, Pieridae.